Messenger RNA from Salvia miltiorrhiza (redroot sage), 1865 nucleotides. RefSeq lists its product as uncharacterized. The record is from RefSeq and is a predicted model, not a curated record. The coding region runs from base 876 to 1865 and encodes 329 amino acids. Lineage: Eukaryota; Viridiplantae; Streptophyta; Magnoliopsida; Lamiales; Lamiaceae. The transcript has 6 exons.
UUGUCAGCAAACUGCAAUAUUCACUUAUCGAACUAUAAUAACCAUAAUAAUAAUUAAAAUUUGUAAGUGUUGGACUAUAUUACAACAUUUUUCCUUACAAUUUUAAAGAUUUCUAUAAAAUAUUUCUUUCAUGAAGUUAAUAAGAUCAAUAUAUGGAGUAUAUAUAUAGGGGUGGACUAACACAUAAACAUCUCUUAAACUAAAAAUACAAACCAUUUUCAAUCCUUAAAUUAUCAAGACCUAUAAUUGAUUCAUCACUUUAUUUGAUGAAUUCAUGAUUUUGAGUUCGAAUCUCAUAUAUAGCAAAAAAUUUAAUUAUUGCAAUUCAGAUAUUUACACAAUAAAUUUAUAUGCGAUUUACAUAAAAUUCAUAUAUUUACAUACAAUUUUUUUAAUAUUAAAUUUCAACCGUUAAAUUAUGUGUAGAUUAAUGAUUUAAGGGUUAAUUUGCUAUAAAUACGCCAACUUUCAUCGAUUUUGAAUUUAGACAUGGGCUUGAAAAUCUGCCUCACAAUACAUAAACUUUGCACCUAUUUUAAUUUUUGGCCCGCCUAAAUUUGCCGGCUAAAUUUCUUCUUACGUGGCAAUCGGAAAAUCCAACGUGUCACCCACAUCCGAUGAAUGAAACUACACCGUUUAAGACACACUAAAACUACGUUUCAGUGGAAUUUGAAGUUCUAAUUUAGAGGGGUGAGCCCUAAUUCGGAAAAUUGUCUGUCCAAAAAAAGAGACGGUCUUCUCAAAAAUUGGAUGUCGUGAUCCAUCCUACACGAAAUCGUAUUGUGGGUGACAAUGCAAAGGAUUUCAAGACGGAAGCAUGUGUGAUUGUGAAGCAAUAUGCACAUGUUCAAUACAAAUGUUGGAAGGAUAUUCCAAUGGACAUUAAGAGAAAAAUGUUAUCCGGAAUGAAGCAAAAGUUUAAUUUGGCCGACGAUGUUAAAGUUACACAAGUGAUUUUCCAGCAACUCAACCGUCAAUACAGGAGUUAUCGGCACAAAUUACACCUACACUACCUUCAGAACAAAGGCAAAAGUGACAAUCCUCCAACUGGAGUUAAUCUUGAGGAUUGGAAGACAUGUAUUGAAUAUUUUGAGAGCGAUGCGUUUAAGAAAAUGAGCGAUAGAAAUAAAGAGAAUAGGAAAAAGUUGCAGAUGAAUCAUGCAUGUGGAACAAAAUCCAUUGCACAAUUUUGCAACGAAGAGCGUGAUAAUGAAACUGGAGAGGAGCCUAGUCGCACAACUGCAUGGAGAUUGAGCCGUUACAGUAAUGCGAAAAAGGGAUGGGUCGAUGAAGCCUCAAAGGAAGUUUAUGACAACCUUAUGAAGCUGCAAACUGAAAACAUUGAAGAUGAGGAGGGUCCAAUGUCAGAAGAUGAAGCUUUCGUCAAGGUUCUUGGGGAGGAAAAAUUGAGCCGACUUCGUGGAUGUGGAGAUGGAUUGAAGCCGCCAUCCAAAAGAGGAGAGAUGAUUAAUCUUGAUUUGCAAAAGGAGAAUGAAGAACUGAAGAAAAAGAAUGAAGAGUUGGCCUCCCGAUUUGAGUCUUUAGAAGCUCAAAUUAACAAUCACCAAGAUGGAAGAUGUGGUUUCUUCCAAUGGAUUGACACAAGGUCAACCAUACUUAAGCGAAACUACAUUGGUAAAUUGAAAAGGGAGAGAGAUGAGGCCCGCGAGCAACUCUGCAUCCAAACUUGCUUGGCUAGACAGGCAAAUGAGGAGGAGGCUUGGGGCAAAGCUGGAGAUAUGACUGUUCUGAACCACGAAUUGGAGGAGGAAUUGGCAGCCUUGAAAUCAAGGCGUUGGUGGCUGGAGAAGAUGGUGACAUUGGCUAUGCUCCUGCUGGUUUUGCUUAUUGUAAUAGUUGCUUAG